GGUUUACGAAGCCAAAACCCUUAUUUUGAAAACUUGGUUUCUUUUUCUCCAUCGUCUCAGCGCCGUUGUUCACAUUCUCCAUCUCCGUCGUCUCUAAAACCUGUCUCAAGCAAGCAAUCAUCUUCAAUCUUCUUCGUUUGGUUUUCGUAAUCAACCAUGUCACUUGAAGAUGAUUACGUGGAAGACGAUGAGAUGAACAUGAUUGACGAAGACGAAGCAGCAUCCGACUCCGAAGCAGAAUCACUUUCAGAUUCAGAUUCAGAUUCAGACAACGAGAUCACUGAGAAGCUAGCCGAGCCGACAAAGACUGCCGUCUACAACAGAGACGGACUUCUCGACAAACUCCAAGACAUUAGCUGGCCCGAAGACGUCGACUGGACUCACAAGCUCACCGUCGAGGUCGAUCAAGGCCCACAAGCCGUCGACGUCAACGACGACCUCGCCAGAGAGAUGGCGUUCUACACACAAGCCCUCGAAGGAACAAGACAGUCUUUCUCGAAGCUCCAGGAGAUGGGGCUGCCUUUCUUAAGACCCGCGGAUUACUACGCGGAGAUGGUGAAGUCCGACACGCACAUGGAGAAAGUCAAGUCCAAGCUUCUGUACGAGAAGAAGCAGAUGGAGGAGGCGGAGGAGAGGAGGAAAGCGAGGGAUAACAAGAAGAUGGCUAAGGAAGUGCAGUCUCAGAAGAUGAAGGAGAGGGCUAAGCAGAAGAAGGAUGAGAUUGAGUCUGUGAAGAAGUGGAGGAAGCAGAGGCAGCAGAGCGGGUUUAGCGAGAAAGGUGGUGGGGUGGGGGAGCUUGAUCUUGAGUUUGGUAAUGGGAAGAGUUUUCAGAGAGGUGGUGGUGGUGCUAAGAAGAGACCGGGUGUGUCUCCUGGUGAUCGGUCGGGAGGGAAAGGGAAGGCUGCUUCGAGGAUGGGUAAUAAGAAGAGGGAGUUUAGGGAUUCUAAGUUUGGUCAUGGUGGUAGGAAAGGGUUGAGUAAGCAGAACACUGCGGAGACGACUUAUGAUUUCAAAGGCGGGUUUCGUGGAGGCAAAGCUGGUGGUGGCAAUAAGAGACAGAAGAGAUAGAUUGAAAAGAAUGUUUUGAUCUGAUUAUCUAAACCCAUCGGCAACUUCAACACUAUAAACUUAUUUGUUAUCUUGGAUUCUGUUUUUAGAGAAUGCUUUUUGUUUUUUAAUGGGUUCAGGACCGAUAUCUUUAGUUACAAUGUUGUACUAAUGAUUUCUUGAAUUAACGGAGUCCUCCGUGUUUCAUUUUUUUAAUUAAACAAUCUCUUAAGUCUUAA
This is a messenger RNA of Brassica napus (rape), 1286 nucleotides long. RefSeq names its product probable rRNA-processing protein EBP2 homolog. Gene Ontology annotation, biological process: rRNA processing; ribosomal large subunit biogenesis. The transcript has 2 exons. The coding region runs from base 157 to 1068 and encodes 303 amino acids. Gene Ontology annotation, cellular component: preribosome, large subunit precursor; nucleolus; nuclear periphery. Lineage: Eukaryota; Viridiplantae; Streptophyta; Magnoliopsida; Brassicales; Brassicaceae. The record is from RefSeq and is a predicted model, not a curated record.